AUGCUUUGUUAUCAAACGAAUCCAGAUAUUGAAACCAUACGUUUUAAAGACAUAGUUGAAUUACGUGUCGUUUUGGACAGUAUGGGAAUUGUUAGCACUGAAGAAGAUCUAUUAGAUAUGAUAAGAGAAGUUGAUGAAGAUCAAUCUGGCUCAGUGUCAUUUGAUGAGUUUGUCUCUAUGGUGAAAAAUGCAGUUGAUAAGAAUAAAUCCUCUCGCGAAGAAUUAUUUCGAGCAUUUCAAGUUUUUGAUAUCGAUCAAAACGGAUUCAUUACACUAGAAGAAUUACGCACCACCCUUAUUGCAUUUGGUGAUCGGCCGACAGAGGAAGACGCAGCCGAUAUGAUUUCUGAAGCAGAUUUGGAUGGGGAUGGACGAAUAAACUAUGAUGAAUUUGUUGUUCUAAUGCAAUCAAAUAUAGGUGGAAUUUCGAAGAAAGGAAAGAUAGUUGAUACUAAUGCGAGAUAA
This is a messenger RNA of Didymodactylos carnosus, 465 nucleotides long. The record is from the annotation of a GenBank genome assembly. NCBI's taxonomy places the organism in Eukaryota, Metazoa, Rotifera, Eurotatoria, Philodinida, Philodinidae.